GCGGUGGGAGGAGCGCUCGCUGGUGGGUGAGUCCGUCUCGCGGCCGCCGUGGUCUCGAGGCGGGAGGAGGCCGGGCUGGGCUCGGGCCAUGGUGCGGGGCAGGAUCACCGGGCUCGCGGUGAGCGACGUCCGCUUCCCCACCUCCCUGGGGCACCAUGGCUCCGAUGCUAUGCACCCGGACCCUGACUAUUCUGCUGCCUAUGUUAUAAUAGAAACUGAUGCCCGUGAUGGACUCAAAGGUUAUGGAUUAACAUUUACUUUGGGUAAAGGCACAGAAGUUGUUGUUUGUGCAGUUAACGCUCUCUCCAUUCACGUGGUUAAUAAAGACCUAGAAGAAAUUGUCAGCGAUUUUAGAGGAUUCUACAGGCAGCUCACCAGUGACGGACAGCUCCGAUGGAUUGGUCCAGAGAAAGGUGCUGUGCAUUUGGCUACAGCUGCUGUUCUGAAUGCCGUGUGGGAUUUGUGGGCUAAGCAGGAGGGAAAGCCUCUGUGGAAGUUACUAGUUGACAUGGACCCAAAGCAGUUGUUAUCCUGCAUAGAUUUCAGGUAUAUUACUGAUGCACUAACAGAAGAAGAAGCUCAUGAAAUACUCCAAAAUGGUCUUCUUGGGAAGACGGAAAGAGAAGAGCAAGUGUUAAAGCAUGGAUACCCUGCUUAUACCACGUCUUGUGCCUGGCUGGGCUACCCGGACCAGCAGUUAAAACAGCUAUGCACAGAUGCAUUGAAGGAUGGUUGGACAAGGUUUAAAGUAAAGGUUGGUGCCGAUCUGCAGGAUGACAUUCGUAGAUGCAGACUUAUUAGAGAAAUGAUUGGCCCUGACAAGACAUUGAUGCUGGAUGCUAACCAACGAUGGGAAGUGAAGGAAGCAAUAGAGUGGGUCACUAAAUUAGCUGAAUUUAAACCAUUAUGGAUUGAGGAGCCAACUUCUCCCGAUGAUAUUCUUGGACAUGCAGCCAUUUCUAAGGCCUUGGCGCCAUUAGGAAUUGGUGUGGCAACAGGAGAACAAUGCCACAAUAGAGUGAUAUUUAAGCAGCUCCUACAGGCUAAGGCCCUGAGCUAUCUCCAGAUUGACAGCUGCAGGCUGGGGAGUGUGAAUGAAAACUUGUCUGUGUUGCUGAUGGCCAAAAAGUUUCAAAUUCCUGUGUGCCCUCACGCUGGGGGUGUUGGGCUCUGUGAGUUGGUACAGCACUUGAUAAUAUUUGACUAUAUUUCAGUAUCUGGAAGCCUUGAAAACAGGAUGUGUGAGUAUGUAGAUCAUUUGCAUGAACACUUCAAAUAUCCUGUUGUAAUCCAGAAAGCUUCCUAUGUACCACCUCAGGAUGCUGGAUAUUCCACUGAAAUGAAAGAAGAUUCUGUAAGGAAAUUCCAGUUUCCUCAGGGAGAAGUUUGGCAGAAGCUCCUUUCUAAGCCAUAAAGUACUACUGCAUUAAGCCUAACCCUGACAAUUUUCAGGCAGAAGAUUAAAUUUCCCAAGUUGUUCAUGCCCUAUUGUUAGGUGAUGAUACAAGAUUUCAGCUGCCAGUAAGUGCUUUUGUGUCACCAGGCAAAAACCUUCAGGAAUUAACAUAACACAUAGUCCAGGCUGUUUAGUUUAAAGAAAUGACUGAGGCCUGUAAUCCAGCAAAGUUGUUAUACUUUAGUGUAACUAGUGGAUGGGCAACAAACUUCAUUUCUAGAACUAGUCUACAAAUCAGUAACUCUGCAGUAUCUGUUUUCAUAGAUUCCAAGGGCAGAAGGGACCACUGUGAUCACCUAAUCUGACCUCCUGCAUAACACAAGCUUUAAAAUUUCCCAAAAAUUUUUUGAACUGUCGCAUCUGUCACACACAUCCACUCUUGUUUUAAAAAUAGCCAGCGUUGGAGCAUCCAAUAUGACCCUUGGUAAAUUGUUCCAGUGGAUUUUCUCACAAUAUACUAAAGUAUUUGAAUUUAGAGAUUUAAAAUAAAAUUCUUUACUGUCUACUCUUGUCCUAAUCCUAUACAAAACUUCAUACUGGUUAUGUUGUGGAACCAGAAGCUGUUGAGUGUCCAGUGGGGUAUAGAAACAAUGUGUCCAGUGGCAUCUUAAAGACUAAUUUAUUUGGGCAUAAGCUUUCAUGGAUAAAAAACCACUUCUUCAGAUAGGUAUAGAGCUCUUCAGAGUUGUUCCAUUGCUUUUGUGUUUCAUAUUUUCUUCAAGGCCCAAACUUAAAGUUUUUACUCAACCACCUGUGUGUACAUAAGCUACCAUGGCUUGGUAAGAUGGGCAGCAUCAUGAAAGGACCAGAACUGAUACUGAUGUCACCAGUAUCCUGCAGCAGGGGUAGAGUUGAUAAAGCUAGGUGUUAUGCUUUAGUUGUAGCAAGACUUGAGACUAGACAUUUGCUGAUUCAUCAAAAUUGAAGUGUUUUGAAAUCAGUGUCCAACAAACUUCUGUAGGAAGCCUGCCUGGCUUCUUGACAACUUGCUUACCUGCCCACUGCCUUAGCAGCCUACUGAGAGAGUGCUUGGGAGCCUAAAGGCCCCAGCUUCAGUAUACUCCAGGUACCACAGCCCCCAUUCCAAUUAGAAUUCAUGUUUUGAUUUUUUGUUCUGAAAUUGAACAAAGCCAAAACUUUGAAAUCUCAAAAUCCUCUGAAAGUUACCUUGAUCUUCUUGAUAUUAGUGUUACAAGCACAAAUUCAGUACCAGGCCUUAGAUACACACUUUCCAAACACCACUGAAAAUAUUUAUACAAAAGUUUAUUAAACAUUCUUCUCCAGCUUAAAAAAAUCCACUGCUAUAACACCUGUUUUGUUUUGAAUUAGUUAUGCAUUAGUAAGUAUUUAAACAAGACUAAAUACUUCUCACUAGUCACUGCUCAGGCUACAGUGCAGAGCAAGGAAAAGCUAGAAAUAUUAACUUAAACCCAGUAACAACUUAGGGGGGCUCCUGCCAAUUCAUGAAUGAUUUAUAGACAGUAGAAAUGUACAACCCAGAGUCACCUUCCAACAGAGACCUCUGUACUCAAAGACUGGCUAGUAAACAGUGCUAAUUUUUUCUUUUACACCAAGAUUUGGUUCAAUGACACCUCCUGCACAAAAGCAAGCCACUUUCAUUAAUGUACAUUUUUCAUUAGAUACUUCAGAAGCAGGUUAACAGCUAUGAACAGUCCAUCUUUUAGAGAAGGACCCCUUUCAAAGUGAUGUAACUGUUUUAGCAACAUUUAAGAGCAUCACAUUGAGCUUAAGUAUAGACAAGGUAACAUACUUAUGAAACAGACUCAUGUUUAAAAAGUUAAGUGCAUUAAACAGCCAUCUCCAUUUUAAUAGCUGGAUGUGGGUUAUAGUCUUCAAUCUGAAAGUCAUCUGCUUUGAAGUCACUGAUGUUAUCAAUUUUACGAAGAAUUUUGAGUUUUGGGAAAGGACGUGGUUCCCUCUGAAGCUGAAAUUAAAGAGAGUUUGACUUA
Molecule: messenger RNA, 3426 nt
Organism: Chelonia mydas (Green sea turtle)
Lineage: Eukaryota; Metazoa; Chordata; Testudines; Cheloniidae
Gene: ENOSF1
Product: enolase superfamily member 1
Exons: 16
Coding region: 89-1414 (441 amino acids)
Biological process (GO): amino acid catabolic process; carbohydrate catabolic process
Molecular function (GO): L-fuconate dehydratase activity; magnesium ion binding
Source: RefSeq, a predicted model, not a curated record